Molecule: messenger RNA, 1773 nt
Organism: Plutella xylostella (diamondback moth)
Lineage: Eukaryota; Metazoa; Arthropoda; Insecta; Lepidoptera; Plutellidae
Source: RefSeq, a predicted model, not a curated record
AUGCAUUGGUACAUGGCAGGAUUCACACUCACAACUUCUACAAACAGACUGAGAGUUCGAGACGAGAGAAUAAUCGGUGGCCAUGAAGCCAAGCCCAAUAGCCACCCUUACAUCGUGUCUCUACAAUUGAGGUUCUUCUGGGUCCGUGCUCAUAUUUGUGGUGGCUCCAUUUUAACUGAAAACUGGAUUCUGACAGCAGGGCAUUGUAUCACAGAAUCAUGGAUAAUUCGGUGGUUACCGAUGGACGCCAUAGCAGGAGCGCAUAACGUAGACAAGUUCGGACCUAAAGCACAAAUCGUUGAAUGCUACGAAGCUUUUGACAAACUGGCUGAAGAUGAAGAAAUACCGUUGAAUAAAGACUCCAACAUGUGUACUGGACCCAUUACUGGUGGAGUAGCUGCUUGUAGUGGGGACUCAGGUGGACCAUUAGUUUAUUAUUUCAACACAAAAUACGCUACUGCUCGUGGUAGAGCUCUCAGCCAUGACUUAUCACAACCUAAAGUAAGGCAUAUCCGUCAAUCUGAUGAUACUACAACGACUGAAGACCCAGAUGAAACGUCUACUACAGAGGAUGAUAGUACAACUACUGAAGAUCCUGAAGAGACCUCAACUAUGGAGGAGGAGACCAUGAGUACUUCGGAAGAAUCAGAGUCUGAGAGCACGACUGAGGAUGCAUCGACAACAGAAGACGAAACAAUGGCUGCGGAAGAAUCAGAAGAGACUACCACAGAGGAAGAAACGACAACAACUGAGGAAACUUCCACCAUGGAUGAAUGCAGGUCUGCCAAAUGUAUGAGUGCUGAAGAUACAGAUGAAGCUACUACUGAAGAUCAAACAACGACUACAGAUGAACCAGAAGAGACCACCACAGAGGAAGAAACGACAACGACUGAGGAACCAGGUGAGAUGUCAACUAUGGAAGAAUGUAGGUCUGCAAAAUGCUUGAGUUCUGAAGAUACAGAUGAAACUACUACUGAAGAUCAAACAACGACUACGGAUGAAUCAGAAGAGACCACCACAGAGGAAGAAACGACAACGACUGAGGAACCAGGUGAGAUGUCAACUAUGGAAGAAUGUAGGUCUGCAAAAUGCUUGAGUUCUGAAGAUACAGAUGAAACUACUACCGAAGAAGCAGAAGAGACUACUACCGAGGAAGAAACAAAUACUACAGAAGAAUCAGAAGAAACUACUACAGAAAAAGAAACUACAACUACUGAAGAACCAGAUGAGACCUCCACUUUGGAAGAAUGUAGAUCAGGAAAAUGCAUGAUGCCUGAGGAAGUAGAAGAGACAACGACCCAAAAUCAAGAAGAAACUACUACAGAGGAAGAGACCAUUGCUACAGAAGAAGAACUAUCUGAGACAGAAAGUACAACAACCGAAGAUCCAGAAGAGACUACUACCGAAGAAGAUACAGCAACUACUGAAGCACCAGAAGAAACCACGUCUACAACUGAAUUUCCCACAACAGAUGCAGAUUCUAGCGAAGAGUAUUAUUCCUAUGAAUAUCAAGAUCUACUCGACUACAUUUAUGAUAUAUUUUUUGGAAGCGAUGAGGAGAGUGACGAAGAUAGUGAAGAUGAUGAUGAUGACGAUGACGAAACGUUACGAAGACAGCCUAAGCUCGUUCAAUCAGUUGAAAGAAACGAAGCUAUCCCUAUGAUUCUUGGUGUAGUUUCUUGGGGUGUAUCACCAUGUGGUGAAAAGGGUGCCCCAACCGUAUACACGAAAGUAUCAUCUCAUAUCGACUUUAUUAAUCAACACAUCUACUAG